This is a messenger RNA of Fraxinus pennsylvanica, 1461 nucleotides long. The record is from the annotation of a GenBank genome assembly. NCBI's taxonomy places the organism in Eukaryota, Viridiplantae, Streptophyta, Magnoliopsida, Lamiales, Oleaceae.
AUGGCGGGUCAUAGAAUUGAAUCAGAUUUGGGCCAUAUCCCUUAUGCAGCUCCUCAUAUCAUUCAUCCUCCUCCCUCAACCUUCAUUAAUCAAGAAGGAUCUGCUUUUGAUUUUGGAGAGCUGGAGGAGGCUUUUGUGCUGCAAGCAGUUAAUGAUACAAAACAACCUUUAUACACAGAGAGACCUGCGGCAACUCUGGAAAUGUUCCCUUCUUGGCCUAUGAGAUUCCAUCACGCCCAAAGAGGAAGUUCAAAAUCAGGAGAAGAGAGUACUGAUUCAGGAUCAGCGGUGCAUGCACUUUCAAGUAGAGGUGAGGGCAGCAGAUUGGAGCCAGAGUCUCCCGUUGGUAGAAAGGCUUCUUCUUCUUCAGAUCAUCAUCAGGUGAUUGAUCAGAUGCAUCAUCUACAGCUACCUCAACAGGUAGAUAUUGCAAGUGCAAGUAAUAGCCCAAGAACAGGAAUUUCUCAGCCUCAACCACUUGGCAAACCAACCUCAGAAAAGAGAAGGGGUGCUGGUUCAAAUUCAGAGAGAAUGCUCGAUGCUAAGACAUUGAGACGUUUGGCUCAAAAUAGGGAAGCAGCAAAGAAGAGCAGGCUUAGAAAAAAGGCCUAUGUACAGCAGCUAGAAUCAAGUAGGAUAAGGCUCAGCCAGCUGGAGCAGGACCUUCAAAGGGCACGUUCACAAGGAUUUUUCAUGGGAGGAGGCGGUGGUGGUGGUGGGAACAUGAGUUCUGGUGCUGCAAUAUUUGAUAUGGAAUAUGCAAGAUGGUUAGAUGAAGAUCACAAACAUCUGACAGAAAUUCGAACAGCUUUGCAAGCACACUUAUCAGACGGCGAUCUUAGGGUAAUACUAGAUGGAUAUAUAGCACAUUAUGAUGAAAUUUUUCGUCUAAAAGGAGUGGCUGCUAAAUCUGAUGUCUUUCAUCUGAUAACCGGAAUGUGGACUACUCCGGCUGAACGUUGUUUUCUGUGGAUGGGCGGUUUUCGUCCAUCUGAACUCGUCAAGAUGUUAACAUCACAAUUAGACCCCUUAACAGAGCAGCAAGUUAUGGGGAUUUACAACCUCCAACGGUCCACAGAACAAGCAGAAGGGGCUCUCUCCCAGGGAUUGGAACAGCUACAACAAUCUUUAACCGAUACCUUAGCCAGCGGUUCUAUUAACGAUAGCAUGCAUCACAUGGUCGUUGCACUUGGCAAGCUUACUAAUCUUGAAGGCUUUGUCCGUCAGGCUGACAAUUUGAGACAACAAACACUUCAUCAACUACACCGUGUAUUGACAAUUCGACAAGCAGCACGAUGUUUCCUGGUAAUCGGGGAGUAUUAUGGUCGAUUACGAGCGCUUAGUUCCCUAUGGGCAUCUCGUCCAAGAGAGACCUUUUUCGGGGAUGAUAUUUCUUGCCAAACCGCUAUGGAUUUGCAAAUGGUACAACAAUCUUCUCAAAACCAUUUUUCCAACUUCUGA